AUCCACCCCCCUCAGCCUCCCAAAGUGCUAGGAUUACAGGCAUGAGCCACCGCACCUGGCUGUACCAGGGUUUUCUAUUGAGUUUCUUGCCAAGGGUGACUUCCAAUAACAACCUCCCCUUGCACUUUGCUUAGGACUGGAAAGCUCAGGCAGCGCAGGGUGAAUAAAAGCCUGAGUAGUGCAGUUCCCAUGGAGGGGCGGGGGGGGGCCACAAGGUGGGCAGCAGCAGGGAUGGGUAUUGUGAGGCGUUGGGGGGGUGCUGUGGGGCUGGACAUUGUGAGACACUAGCCUGACCUGGCUGUUUCCUGGUAACCAGGUGACAUAGGAAGCUUUGUGGAUUAUAGGCAUCAGCCAGGGCCAGCAACCCUCAGUCAGCUGGCAAUGGAGGGAGGAGGAGCUCCGACUGUGCUCUUUGACGGCAGUUUUUGUGCCUCUCGGCACUUGUGUUCGUUUAUUUUUCAAAGAAGACAGCAGGUCCCCGACCUCGUAGACCAGCUAGUUUGGGAGGUGGUGGCAGAAUAAGGGCUGAGGCCCCAGAUCUGCCUGGGGUCAGGCUGCUUCUAAAAGUGCAAGGCCACCCUCAGUAGUAUGGCUGCCAGGGCAACAUAGUUACAAUUUCAUUGAAGGCUGAGGCAGGAGUGGAGAGGCGUGGAGAGGCCCCAUGGGGAAUAUACUGACCUGUUGUAUCAGCUCCAACUGUGGCUGGUGCAGGGGGAAGGAGGCACCCUGUUAUGAAUCUGAUAUUUAUGAGGCUGUGGCUGUUGCAACAUCAGAAUCCACUACUGUAGAGCCUGGCAAGCUGGAUGUGGGAGCCACGGAGGGCCAAGACCUGCAGCACAUCAGCAACCAAAAGACGCCCACAGGUCCCCCUGAGGACCGCCUGAGUUUAAAAUUUCUACCACCAAGUGAGGAAGACGAUGAUGCCAAGAUUUUACCAUCACCUGUCCAGGGUUCUUCUGAGGACAACCUGAAUUUAGUAUGCCCACCACGAAGUGAAGAUUAUGAUGGUGAUGAUAUUGAGGCCCAGCUUUUACAGUUACCUGUCCUGGGUGGCUGUUACCAGUUUGAUAGCAGUUGUUGUUCUUCUGAGGACAAGCUGAGUUUAGUAUGCUUACCACCAAGUGACGUUGAUGAUUUGGAUGAUGAUGUUGCUGAGGCCCAGAUUUUACCAUCACCUGUCCAGGCUUGGCCGGAGGACCGCCUGUUUUUAAGAUGCUCACCACAAUGCAAAGAUGAAGAAGAUGAUGAUGAUCAUCUUGAUGCCCACAUAACAGCUCAGAAAGAAAACGACUUGACGCUGGAGAGUCUAAGUGAUGAGGAGAUUCAUCCAGUAGAGACAAGGUCUAAAGAUGGCCCGUUUUUAAGAUGCUCACCACGAUGCAAAGAUGAAGAAGAUGAUGAUGAUGAUCUUGAUGCCCACAUAACAGCUCAGAAAGAAAACGACUUGACGCUGGAGAGUCUAAGUGAUGAGGAGAUUCAUCCAGAGUUUCUUGGCAUCAUGGUAAGAACUGUCUCUAUGGGCUAUGAGGGUGCUGCGUUCAUGAGAGAUUAUCUUUGCAGUGCACCGGCUCUUUUCUGCCUGUGGAACAUCAGAGCCUUUGGUUUGGAUUAGUCAACACUCCUUGGGAUUGUGCCCAAGGGGUGUAGGCUUAAGCACUGGGUGUCAUCUGUGAUGAAGGGAAUCUGGGGGAUGCAACUCUCUCACAGGUAUUUCCUGGAACCUAGAGAAACAGUCCUUGUGCUGUGUGCCAAGGGGAAAUCGAGAAUCACCGUCUGAACUUUCAGGACUUGUUAGUGCACAUUCAUGUUUCUGUCCUCACUGUGCGCUCUUGGUUUAAAGGGAUCUCCCGGGGUGGAUGGUGGAGUGAAUAUUCACUCUGGGCUCACUGGUAAAACUCCAGUCUCCUUGGAAGGGAGGAGGAAAGUUUGACCUUGAGCACAUUUCCAGGCUCCACUUCCCAACUCACUCACAGAUUCUGAGAUGAGGCUUCUUUCUCCCCAGUUCUCUACUUUGUGGGGAAGCCAGGAGUUCCUUCCCACAAAAGAUAGUAUCACACUGUUUCCUGUCUUCAAAAAUUUGGCUUUGGUUUUGUUCUUUAAGUUGAUAUUGAUCACUUAAGUUCUAGACUUUUCUUUUUCAUUCUUUUUUUUUUUUUUGAAACGGAGUCUUGCUCUAUCACCCAGGCUGGAGUGCAGUGGUGUGAUCUCGGCUCACUGCAAGCUCCACCUCUGGCGUUCUCGCCAUUCUCCUGCCUCAGCCUCCUGAGUAACUGGGACUACAGGUGCCCGUCACCACGCUUGGCUAAUUUUUUGUAUUUUUGGUAGAGAUAGAGUUUCACCAUGUUGACCAGGCUGGUGAUGCACUCCUGACCUCAGGCGAUCUGUCCACCUCAGCCUCACAAUGUGCUUGGAUUAUAGGCAUGAGCCACUGUGUCUGACCAGGGUUAUUUUUAAUAUAAUUGUAGCUAUGUCAAGUAAUGGUGUUUUGAGUAUUUUUGUCAGUGGUUUUGGAAUAAUACCAGCACUCACUUCUGUGGAGUAGAAUGUUAGAAGGGGCAUAUCUUUCACUAUCAUAAAUAAUGCCAAACUUUUUCCAAAAUGAUAACACCAAUUCAUGCUCCUCUAACAGCAUAUGUGAGUAGCCAUUUCUCCAAAUCCUCGUGGGCUCUUAGUUUUGUCUCUUUCUAAAAAUUCCAUCACUGUGGUUAGGCUUUCAUUUGUAUAACGUAUUACUUAAGAUGUUUACCAAAAAGAAAUGUUGUUUUACUCUAAUGAUGCAGCGCAGUAGAUUUGUUUACACCCGCCUCACCACAGACAUGUAAUGCAUUGCGCCGGCAUUCCAACAGUUACGACUUGGCAAAAGGAAAUUUUCAGCUUUGUUACAAUCUUACGGGACCACUGUCAUACAUGUGGUGUGUCAUUGACCAAAAUGCCAUUCUGCUACAUAUGACUGUAGUUAAUAAGCAGGUGCUUAAGAAUGAAAAUAAUAACAGCUAUAAAUUGAGUAUAUGGGCACUUCUGUAUGUUGCCUCCUUGAAGUGUCACAAUCACUUUGAGACAGAAUUAGUUUUGUUAUAGUCAUUAUACACAUGAGGAAUGUGAGUCUCAGUUAAGUAAAUUACUCAGGAUAGACACCAAGAGCUGGAUCUCUUUAACACCAAAGGCUACUCUAUAAACUAACAUGCUACACCACCUGUACUGGCAAAGUAGACUUACCAUAAAAUGAAAUUUGCUUCCACAGCUGGGCGUGUGAGCUCAGUGAGGCUGCUGUUACCCAUUGCUCCAUGGGUCAGAAAUUGGUCUUGCUGAAACUUGGCUGGAGAAGCUGUUGGCUCAGGGAGUGAAAAGUUACUGACAGGUUAUAUGAGUGCAAUUGAAGGAUUAUGUGUCCAUAGAGUAUGUGGUGGAAUGAGAACAGAGAGAAUCAAAGAGAAUCACCCAGAGCAGGACUCCGUCUCAAAAAAAAAAAAAAAAAAAAAAAAAAUUGCCCAUCUAAUAGGUUAAAAAUUAGAUAUAGUCAACCGCACUGGGUCUCUGUAUAAAAAAAAAAAUGUGCUUUUAAAUAGAAUUUUGUACGAAGUUCUUUAGGCAAAUAAGUAAAAAUGGAAGGGAAACCUAACAGCAGAGAGCAGCCAGGACCACAGUUGCCUGUGGAUGCAGAGACUGUGGUGGAGCCUGGAAUGCACCAAAGACCACGAGUCCCCGCGGGCAGUGAGUUCAGUGACAGCAUCGCCAAUUGUCUGAUCGGCAGGCACCCCAGUAGCACAUGGACAGAACAGGGAGGCCUAAGAUGAGUCCAGGCCAUGGAAGGUCUCCAGUGAGGGGAUCUUGAAAGUUGUGAAAAGCAUCCUGGAGGGGGAGGUAGUCCUGCAGCUUAGUGGUCCAGUUUCCCGCACUGGUCUUACUUGGUAUGGCAUAGAGGUGCUCACACAGCAGCCCCCAGUAUCCUCCCACUUCCCUAAAAGCUUAAACAUACCACGAUGUGUAUCAGUUGCUUAAAGAGCACAAUAGCACAUUACUGAAAAACCAAAAUUGCAGAGAAGUGGCCUCAUUUCCUGGAAAUGUUUCAGGGAGGGGUAGGUGGUGAGGCUUCACUGGGGAAAUGCUGAUGACCAAAGAAAGAUGAGGCCUGAGGACUGGUGGUUAGGCUCAGCCACAUGGAGUCCACGUCAUGCCCUGCAAGAGCAAUCUGGUGGGGUGGUGCUGGGGAGGGGAGAGGGCCAGGGCCACAGAGCCUGUGGAGGGAUUCAGAACCAGAGGGCUCCUCAGAACGGGCAUAGGAGAUGGUCUGUAAGGACCUGUCCCACUCCAGUGAUGGCAUGAGGGAUAGGGAGGGAGGAAAGCAGCCCCACAUAGGAGGACGCCCAGGGUCGGGAAGCAGGUCUCAGGAGAGCUAGGUUUCAGUCCAAGCAAGAAAGGAAAGAAUGUUCCAGGGAGAGGCUGAGGCCCUGGGGCCUCCGGAGGGCUUGGAAAAAAGAUUUCAGCAGAUGGAAUCAGAAAAGGAGUAUUUGGGGCCAUGAAGGGGAGGUGAGCUGAGCUUCUUGCAGCCCCUGAUGCAAACAGGGAUGAAGGACAUAAUGAGAUUAGUCCUGAGUCUGAGGCAGAGAGCGGUGAGGAGGCUGUGAGUUUGGGAAGGGAGGGAAGGGCCUGGCUGAGAGAAGGCAGGGUUCUGGGCCCUCUACAGUCCUGCCAGGGAAGGUCAGAGCCCAGAGAGGCCCAGGGCUCCCUCCUUGUACCUGCACAAACAGGUGUACCCCUGGUCAGGGGGUGCUCUGUAGACUGCUGUGGAGUGAGGGAGCAGCUUCUCCUGGGCAUAGGACCCCAGGCACCUGCAGGAUGCAGGACUCCAGGCUCCCUCAGAUGCCUGCUGAUGGGUCUCUUCUGAGGGGCCAUAAACUGGCUUCCUGGGUACCCACAAUGUACAAGGCACUUAUUUUCAGUGUGAUGCCCCGGCACUGCCAAAAUCAUACCCAUUUAAGAUAGGCACAAUUACUAGCCCCACUUUAGACCUAGGAAAACUGAGGCACUGAGCAGUUAAUCAACUUGCCCCAGGCUCCAUAGAUAAACAGUCAGUGUAGAGGUGGGGUCUCAACACAGCAGGCUCCCUCCAUAGUGUGGGCUUAUAGCCACUGGCUGUCCCUCUGCCCUUGUCCAGCCUCAGCUGUCUGGGGUGGCAGUUUGUGCCUUUGGGCUACAGUUGAACGACCAGUUGCCUCUUCCAGGCUGGCUCCCAUACCUCUCCCAGCAGCAGCUUCUUAAAUCCCAGAAGCUGAUAAUGGUGUGGUAAAUGGGCCUUGGAGAAUGGGGGCAAGGGUAUGGUGCUGAGGACUUCUAGGUCCCAACAUAGGCUGUGUUCCUGGCCCUCCCCUUGUAACAGAGGCACCUCUGUCCCUGGUCAUUGGAGAUGAGUUCCUGCAUCUCUAAUUUCUCCUCAGCGUGGACUGCAGAGGCGGGAGCCCAGGAGAUCCUUGCGUGGAGGCUGCUUAGUGGGAUGAUGUCAUAGUGCACAAAGCUGGGAGCCUGCCCUCACUGAAAAGGGAUUGUCUCUUCUUCAUCCAGGGUGAAGCCCUUCUGUGGAGCCGACCAGGGUGCUGACCCAAAGGGCAGGCCCGCGUGUGCUGCAGGGUCCCCAGCUUUGCCCCUGGAGGUCUCAGUCCUUUCAACGUUCUGAGGAAAACUGUUGGCCCCAACAGACAGCAAAACUCCAAGGCCACCUCCCACCCAUCCCCAGCACUGGGUUUGGCCUGUACCAUCCAGGACCUGGUGCUUCUGGGCCUGGCAUUUCGCCUUUGGCAGGAGAGUGAGAAGAGACGUGACCGUGGUCCAGGAAUAGAAAGUGCCAUUCCAACUUGAAAUAAAGAGACUGAGCGCAUUUAUUCAGGUGCAGAGGUGGCUGAUCAGGUCUGACCCAAUGAGGGGCUCAGGGUUUCCACUCAAUGACAUCGAUGGCGAUCUGAGUCACCUUCUAUAAGGCCUUGCCCUCAUAAGCCUUGCUGUCAGAGUCCUCCUCCAGGACACGGAAGGUGUGCAAGUGUGCCUGCAGGACCUUGCAGCCCUCAGGGGCCUCUGGCAGCAUGGUGAGGGCCUUGGUGGCCUUCAGGCACACCCUGCCCAUGGGUGAGUGUAGCAGCUUCAGGAGCAGGCUGAUGGCUUGUGCGUCCAGGGCCACGUACUUCUCGGCAGGCCACCAACACAGGGAAUUUCUAACAGCCUAUGGGGGCCUCUUCUCACUCUCUGUCACCCUAGCCCUCUUUUGACCCUUGUGCCUGCAGAGUCUCAAGGGGAGGUGCCACCCUGUCCCCCUGCUGCAGGGAUUCCCUGAUUCAUUCACGCAACGAGACGCUGAGGCAAGAGCUGGGUUUCCCCCUCUCAGCACUCUUUUGGGCCAGGUAAUUCUCAACUUGGGGCCAAAGCUCCCCUGCUGUGACCUUUGGGUCUGGAGCAGCAAACUGAGCAAAGCCUUGUCCUCAGGAGCUCCCCUUGGGGAUGACACAGAAAGUGAUGGCAACUGUGGUGAUCACUCACAGUGGACACAGGAGGAUGCGGGGAGGCUGGGGAGGCUGCAGUUUCAGAGAGAAAGUUCUCUCCUGGAAAGCCACUCUCCUGGUCCCACGGAAAGGGACCUCUGUGCAAACCUAAGAAUGAUGGGGCUGGGAUGGGGCCUGGGAACAUGCAUUUCCACAGACCACCCAGGGUCUGGUUCAGGGGCCACACUUGGAGAAAUAACUCACCCGGGCCUCUAAUGAGAUUCUCAGAAGAAAAAGAAGCCUGGACGUAGGGAAGGCAAGAGGCCCCCCCCCAGCAAGGGGACAUGGCCACGGCCAAGGCAGGGACUCGGGGUCAGUGACUGGCCCAUCCUCACGAUGAAGGGCCCAGUGUGGUAACAGCCCCCAACCAUCACAAGCUCCAAGUCUUUGUGCUCCCCCAGUUUUGAGGCCAGGAUGUAGAUUGUGAUCCUACGUGACCUGGGGCACUGUGCCUCCAUUUCCUCACCUGUGAAGGCAGACAUCACCUCCCUGGAGGGUUGUCUAAAUGUGAGGUUUGGAGACAAUGCCUGGUGCACAGGAGCCACUCAGUGACCAAUGGGUAUCAGGAUCGUCACCAGUGCUUCUCUUGUUCUUGCCUUCCUCAUGGGGUGGAGGUGCCAGACCCUCUCCUGCAUCCUCCUGCAGGCAGGGGCCAGCGGGUCCAGGAUGAGCUCCUGGAGCUGCUCCUCCCUCUGCAGCUUCCAUAUCAGUGAGUGGAUCAGACACGACAGGAAAGGGCACUGAGGGUGGACCGGCCACACCCCCUCCCAUGCUGGUUGGCCUGCAGGGCUCAGGAAGGAUUUUGCAGAGCAACUGGGUGGGUUUGAAAAAAGAACUUGCAAGUUCCCCAUCACCCCCCGAAGCUGCCUGGCCAGGGGCCUGAGAAGUCAGCAGGAGGCUGUGGGUGGAGCCAUGUCAGGGGCUGAGUGAGAGGGCAGGCGCAGAGGACCCAGGGAGGGCCAGCAUUUGGUCGCUGGCAUCUCAGGGGGCAUCUGCCAUAGCAGGGCACAGUGGCCUGAGAGGCAGCAGCCACCCCUGGGAGAUCCGGCAGCUCACUGCUGUGGGGCCCAGGCACACCAGGAGACCCUCCGCUCUUCCCUACCACUGUCCCAGACUAGGGGAGCCAAGAAAUUCCCCCCUUCCCACCCAAAAUAUUUCAAAGGAGUUGGAGACUCGCCUGGUCAGACCAGCCCUUGAGCUUUGGUUCGACUCUGAGAUGGAAGACCUCUCAGAGUUGUAGGACAGUGUCUCACACACCAAAAAGAGCUGUGCGCCAACUAAAGCCGAUGGGAAGCCAUAGGCUCUGGCCAAGGGGUCUUGAAGGGACCUCAGGCUCUGUGGGAGGGGGGGCUCCACAUGGCACAGCUGGGUUGCAGGUACUGGCAGAAGUACAAUGAGGCAAGUUUCCCCCAUAAACAGGCCCCACCUGGCUCCUCCCAGCUGGAGCUGGAAGCCUGGAGGGGAAGUGGUUGGUCCAGCCCCGAGAGUUUUGUGGGGCAGGUAAGGGUUGAGAGAUUUUAUGGAAUGUGGAGGAGACAAUCCAAAGGGGUGAGGAGGAACAUCAACCCCUAGAGGGGCCUGGGUAGACACUAGCUUUCGCUAAAGAUUUACUAUUUUGUCUAUCAUGAACUUGUUUGAGUUAAAUUUUCGUUUUUUUUUUUCUUUUUUGAGGUGGGGUCUCACUCUGUCACCCAGGCUGGAGUGCAGUGGCAUGAACUCAGCUCACCGUAACCUCUGCCUCCCAGGUUCAAGUGGUUCUCCUACCUCAGCCUCCCAAGUAGCUGGGAUUAAAGGUGCACACCACAAUGCCCAGCUAAUUUUUUUAUUUGUAAAGAUGGUAUUUUGCCAUGUUGGCCAGACUGAUCUUGAACUCCUGACCUCAAGUGAUCCACCUGCCCCAGUCUCCCAAAGUGCUUGGAUUACAGGCAUGAGCCCAUAAUUAGCCCGUGCUUGGCCUAAUUUUUAUUUUUAAAUAUCACAUCAAAAUAUUAUUUACCUUGAUUACUGAGCUUUCUGGCCCCUCUUAAAUUUGGCACCAAGGCCAGCAUCUCACUGGCCUCCCCCCAGCCCUCUGGCUAGGGCAGGAAUGGAGGCAGGGGCGGGAAUGGAGGCAGGGGCAGGAUGUCCACAGGGGAUGCAGACGCCGUCCCCACAGGGCACCCAGGCACCUCCUUUCUCCUCUCCUCUCUCCCUCCUCCUCCCACUAUGUAUGUGCCACCUCCACGCCCUUUCCCCCACUGGGCAGGGGCCACCUCCCUGAGCACCAGGUGGUGGGAUCCAGCUGAUGUUGUGGGGGCCUUCCCUGGGGUCUCUUGGUCACUAGACUUCAGCCAGGGUCACCUCCUAGGACUGACUCCUAGGAAACCCAAGCCCACACAGGGUGCAGGUGCCUCUGAGGGAAAGGCCCUGGGAAGGGCCUGUGGGGGGACAUGGUGCAGCCCUUCUCCCUGUGUGACCCCAGUCCUUGCCCUCUGUGUGUGGUGGGAGGUCCCCAGACAAAGCACUGAGCAUCUGGGUUCAUUUACAACCUUCUGGAUCACAAUGGUGUGUUCAUCACUGGUGAACUUUAUACCUCAGGUGAUAAUAAUUUCAGGGACAGAACCUCCAUCUUGGUGGCCUCAUAGGCAGGUCCUGCUGUGAUCCCCAUUGUACAAAUAGGGAUAGAGGCCAGAGAGGUGAGGCGACCCGCCCAAGUCACUCAGCUCAUAUCACAGAGCUGGCAGAGUUCAUGAGUACCUUGGACAAUUGCACCAAAUGCAAUGGACUGGGACAACUAGAUCAAGAUGUAAUUUCACAGAAAUAAAGGGAAGGCCAUCUACUUUAUUCCAAAUAUCAACUCUGAAAGGAACCAGGUAAUAAAGAUAGUGUCAGCUUAGCAGCACUACUGAUUGAGAAAGACAUAGGGUUUUAGUUAGUCCAACUCCAGCUCUUCCCUCUUCCUGUCCCGAGCUGAUGGAGCUGACAUGUGCACCUCUGCAACCUCAGUUUCCCCUUCUGCAAAGUGAGGGUUCCUGAUUGGUGAGGGCCUUGCAGCCUGAUGCCCACUCCUGCAGUAGCUGUGGUGAGGGCUUCCAUGAGGAAAGCUGACCCUGUGCAACACCAGCAGUCCAGCAGUCCCUCUGUCAGGGGAGGGUUAAAACUAGUGGGUGCCAGGCUGGGACCGGGGUCUCAGUGUCCUGCAGGGACUUCUAGGCAAGGAGUCUCCAUCAGGGUUAGGCUUUGUGCCAGGGCUGAGGUCCUGGAGGAACCAGACUUAACCCAACUCAAGUCCACAAAAGGAGGGGUCAUGUGAGGUGACAGCCAUAUGCAGUGUGAUGCUUGCAGGACAGAGACUGGGACAGGGAAAGCCCGAGGGGUCUCCACAGAGGAUUAGUGACAGGUGCAGGGGACACCUGGCAGGGGACUCCCAGGCAUAGAGCCUCAAGAAGCUCCCAGGCGGCCCACAGGGCUGGAGCAAGUGAGUCCUGGGGCCAAGGCGGUCUGAGAGCAGACUAGACAGGUGCCAGGCCCAGACCCAGAGAACUCAUCCCUGGAGGACAGACUCAUCUGGGGAGUCCUGGAGGCUGUUUGCAGGGAAUUGACGAGACCAGAGUUGGAUGGGUGGGCAGGGGUGGGAAUCCAGUACUAGAGACACCCCAGGGAGGGUGUUGUGGUGACCCAGGCAGUUCGACUGAUAUGAGGACAGAUUCAGGAGAAGGGGGAACAGGAGAGGGAAGAGCAAGGACAGCCCUGGGCUUUGCUGAUGAACAGUUAAGAGAACACUGUGAUCAUGUCAGCACAUUCUGUAUUUUAAACCAAAUGCCCAAGGGAAGUGGUGGUCUGCAAAGCGUCCCCAGAAGGCAGCAAGGGCUUGGCUUGGUCUCCCACAAGGCCAUCCACUCAUCGACUUGCUCAUAAAGGCUUACUGAAGGCCAGGCUGGGGGACACAGGGAGGAUGGGCCAAACGGAAGGGGACUGUGCAGUCAGGAGGACAGAUCAUGGCCCAUUUUUGGAGCAAUAAAGGGGGAGGGGGUCCCCCCUCUGCAGUGGGGGGAUGCCAAUACUGGUCUCACAGAUCAAGCAGCACUGGCUGGUGAUGGGCGCCCCUCAAAGGCAGCAGUGCCAGUGGAGAGGACACCAAGGGCUGUGGCGGGGAGCUCCCGGGGGACACGGAGGGAGAGGCUGACAGACAACAGGGUCCUUGUGGCCCGCCUUUAUCCUCAGAUCCAGGAGGAGUCUUUGGAGGGAUUUGGGUAGGAGACUGAUCAUCAGAUUUGUGUGUUUCUGAUGAGAGGCUGGUGUAGACCAGAUUAGAGGAGGGAGGCCCGGGGCGGAGAGUGGGGUUAGCCAGGUCCGGGGGAGGUGAGGAGCCGGGAGGAGGCACAGGUUUAAGCCACCCAGGGGCCCAGAUUGCUGUGAAAUGGGAGGGUGAAGCUGAAUUGGGGGCACCAGAGGUUGAUGGGGAGUAGCGGGCAUUCUCGGCGGCUGCCCGAGGGAGACUGGAUUUCAGAAACAUGUAUGAAAAAUCAUAAAAAUGUACAUUCCUUUUAAUCAAGUCAUUCCACUUCUAGAAAUUUGUCUUGGGGAGAUAAAACUUCAGCUAAAAAUUCUUAAUGUGUGGGAGGCUGAGGUAGGAGAAUCGCUUGAACCUGGAAGGCGGAGGUUGCACUGAGCCAAGAUUCUGCCACUGCACUCCAGCCUGGGUGACACAGCGAGAGUGUCUCAAAAAAAAAAAAAAAAAAAAAAAGUAAAUGUGUUCAUGGAGGGAAAAGUGGAAACAGCUUUAAUGUCAAACAGUAGGGGGAGGUAAAAUAAACUUACAUCUAUGGUAGGAAACAUUAAACAUUUAAGAUAAAUAUGUUUUUGACAACUGUAAUGACAUAAUAAACAUUUUAAAACAUUUAAACAUUUGAAACAUUUCUACUUUAAUUUACAGUAAAGUUUGCUCUUUUUGGUGCAGCUAAUAAAACAGUAUAAUUUUUUAAAAAUCAUUGACUCAUGUAACUAUCACAAUUGAAAUACAGAAUAUUUCCACCCCCCCAAAUUUCUUUAAGCACCCCUUUUUUAGAGACACAGUCUCACUCUGUCACCCAGGCUGGUGUGCAAAGGUGGAUCUCGGCUCACUGCAACCUCUGCCUCCUGGAUUCAAGUGAUUCUCUUGCCUCAGCCUCUCAAGUAGCUGGAAUUACAAGUGUGGUCACCACACCUGGGUAAUUUUUGUAUUUUUAGUAGAGAUAGGGUUUCGCCAUGUUGACCAGGCUGGUCUCAAAUUCCUGGCCCCUGUUCUCAGCCCUUAUGUUCCUUUUAUAGUCAAACCCUUUCUGGACCCCAACCAUGGCAAUCACUGAUCUCUUUCUGACCCUAUACUUUUGCUUUUUGCAGAAUAUCAUAGAAAUGCAAACGUUAAGGAUGUGACCGUUUUUUAAACUUUUUAUUUUGAGAUAAUCGUAGUUUUUCAUGCAGUUGUGAGGGAUCAUACAGAGGGAUCCUAGGCACUCGGGCCAGUUCCCUCAAGGGUAGCACCUUGCGGCUACAGUAACAGAUCACAGCCAGGAGACUGACAUUGAUACAGCAAGAACAGAAGGGUUCCCUCCCAAACAUCCCUCAUGUUGGCCUUUCACAGGAACACUCACUUCCCACUGUCCCAAACCCCUCCUUAGCCCCUGGCAACUGCUAAUGUGGUCUCCACUUGUAUAAUUUUGUUAUUUCAAGAAUGUUCUGCACAUGGAAUUAUACAGUAUAUGACUUCUGGGGACUGGCUUUCUCCUACUCAGUAUAGUUUUCUGGGUGUUCCUCCAGGUGGCUCGGUUGCAACAUAGUUUUUUCCUUUUUAAUGCUGAGUAGGAGUCUAAGUAUGUAACCUUCUGAGUCUGGCUUCCUGAGUUCAGUGUAACAAUGUUGCAAUUCAUCCCAGUUGCCUUAUGGAUCAAUAGUUUGUUCCCUAUUAUUGCUGAGUAUGAUUCCAUUUUUGAAGGUAUCACAAUGUGUUUAGCCAUUCACCAGUUGAAUGACAGUUGGGCUAUUUCCGUGUGUGUGUGUGUUUGUGUGUGUUGUGUGUUGCGUGUGUGUGUUGCGUGUGUGUGCGUGUGUGUUGUGUGUGUUGCGUGUGCACGUGUGUGAGCGUGUGUUGCGUGUGUGGCGUGUGUUGCGUGUGCGUGUUGUUGCGUGUGUUGCGUUGUGUGCGUGUUGCGUGUGUGCGUGUUGCGUGUUGCGUGUGUUGCGUGUGUUGUGUGUGUGUUGCGUGUGUUGUGUGUGAGUUGUGUGUGUGUGUGGUGUGUUUGUGUGUGUGUGUGGUGUGUGUGUGUGUGUGUGGUGAGUCAAACCAGAUGUUUCUGCUUCUUGCCAAUGGUGAAUAAAACCAGUAUAAAUAUUUGCAUACAAAUUUUUGUUUGAACGUCAGUUUUCAUUCCAUUUAGAUAAAAACCUAGGAGUAGGGUUUGCUUGAUAUGCAUAAGCACAUGCUUAUUAGAAAUUGUCAAAUGGUUUUUAGAGGGGAGGCUGCUGGGGGUGGGGACAUUGGGGUAUAGGAGAGUUCUGCUAAUGAAGCUUCCAACAACCCAGCUGGAAAAUGGGCCUGUGUCCUGGCACUGAGGUGCCCAAGCCCUGUGCCCAGACCUGAGCUAGACAGGGUCUCAAGAUCACAGUCAGUCAAGGGUAAGAAGCGGCAUCUUCUGCUCCAGAAGCUUCUGUUCUUGCAGGCCCUGCCCCCUCCUCAGGGCUCCGCAGGAACUGUUCAAAAUGCUGGGUGCUGUGCAAACUGUAGGGCACAGCCAGAUACUUGGAACUCAGAGGGACCCAGGGUGGGCAGGAUUGGCCGAAGCUAGAAGUGGGUCCCUACAGGUCACACCCCACCUGCUGCCUCCAGACCUUGGACAUUUCAGGGGGGGGCUGGGCCAGUUACAGGGAGGGAAAAGGAAAUGGGGACCCUUUGAAUUGCUGCGCUGGGACCCUAAGGUCUUGGGUAGUAACAAGGAACCUGGAAGCAUAGCUGUCCCCAAGAGGCCUUCCUGGGUCCCUCCUCCAUGGACAGGACUUAAAGACUGGACAGUUACUCAUCCAUUUUUCCAUCGGUCUGUCCAUCCAUAUAUCUGCCCAUGCACACACACAAACCCAUCCUUCCACAAGCCCUUUGAGGCCUCCUAUACAGGAGGACCUAUAUAGGAUCCUCAGCUCCUGAUGUCCCAGGCAAGGCAGGAUCAGCCUAGCCCAGCCCCAGGUGAGACCUGAAGUGUGCCUGCUCAUGCACCGUGGGAGAAGGGGGCUGUGGCACUGGGGUCCCUUGGGAGUACUUGUCCCUGCUCAGUCCAGAGCUCAGACUGCAGAUGAGACCCUCUGUGAAGAAGACAAGGGGCAGGGGAUACUGGGGAUUCCAUGUCAGCAAAGGUGGCCUGGUGGCCAUGGCAACCUCAGACAGGCCUGGGAGCUUGAACCAGGGCUGGAGGGCAGAGGGAGGAAGUGCAUGCUUGAAGAUGGGUGUGAGCAAAGGCACAGGAGUGACCUUAGCACCCCUUCUCUCAACAGGGAUAUGGCAGGUACACAUGGGCCCCCACGGAACCACCCUGAAGGAUCAUCUCAGAGACCCUAGAACCUGUCUGCCAUGCCACCUGCCCUGCCACCCUGCUCACCACCUAGAAAUUCCUUCCAUUCUGCCAUAUGGCUGGGCGCUGCACUGGGCCAGGCCUUCAUGGGGGCAGGGGACAAGGGAGAGAAGGGGUCUGGGCCGUGAAUUGGACACAGACAGUGACCACCUGGUAAAGAAGACUGAAUGAGCAGAGGAUGCAGGGAGGCAGGUCCAGGGCAGGGCCCUGCGGGGUGCACAGGAGUUUUCUGGGGUGGACGGUAGACCAGGGCUGUGAACACGCACACUGGGCUGGGCCAGCAGGCUGACAUGUGCUAAGCCCCAGAGCCCUGCAGAGGGGCAGGAACAGGGUCCAGAGGGAGCAAGGCUGAGAAUAAAGGCCCUGAACGCCUCAGAUCUGGCUGGAUCUGCAACUCCUGAAGGCAGCUGCAUCCUGUGUUGAGACGCUAUUGAGUGGCCUUAUUGUCCCUGUACAUUUAUAAAAUACGGGACACGUCUUGUCUGUCUGAGCCACUCAGGGAUUCUGUGGGGCCCACAGACAGGAUCAUGGUCCCAUUUCACAGGUAGGAUAACAGGCUCAGAGCGGUUAAAUCCCAAAGGGGGCGGCAGAGCCAGCUCAAGGGUGCCCUGACUUUCAACCCAGGGCUUCCCAUCUGACAAAUGGGGAAACCAAGAUCAGGAGAGGAAGGGGCCUGCCCAAGCUCACAUCGGAGCACACCUGUACAGAGCACACCUGUAUGGAACACACUUGUAUGGAGGGCAACUGUACGGAGCACUGCCCUCUGCCAGGCACCAGAUAUGCUCAGGUGGGGUGACCUCCCUUUACCAUUCCCCAGCUCUGACCCCAUUUCAGGAAUGCAGAAAAGAGACCUCAGAGCAGAGUAAGGCCGAGUCAGGGCUACAGAGCCCGAUGGCCACCCCUCCCCUGAACGGCUAGGAGGAGGGAAGGCAGCUGGUGAAGGUCUGCAGGAGCCCAGAGCGUGUUCUUCCAAGUGGAGCCUCUGCUGUGGGAGCCCCAACCACAGGGUCAGACAGAAAAGGGGUCCCACCCAAGCUCAGCCCUCAGCAGCCCUUGACCUUGGGUGGUUUGACUCCCUUCAGUGGGCCUCAGUUUCCUCCUCUGUACAGGGGGUGAUAACAACAGUCUCCCCACAGGUUGGUUUUGGGGAUUAAAUGAGAAUGCCUAGGGAGUACCAGGCCCAUGGGGACCCUCACCUACCCCCAGCCAUUGCUGUUAUCUCCUGGGUUAUUGCCCGGGCCUGUGGGUGACACACUGUGUGAUCCUGGGCAAGUGAGUGCCUUUCCCUCCCUGGGCCCAGCCUUCGCUCUGGUCAAGGAGAAGCUGGGUCAGGGACCCUGAGGGCCAGUCAUUUAGGAAACCAGUAGAUUCCUGGGUGAAGGGGUUGGCCGGGGAGGCCUGGAGGGGCAGCGAGGUCUGAGGCGAGAGUAGGGUGGGGGCCAGGCCAAGGGAUGGGGGUGGGGGAUUCACCUUCCCAGCUCUGGUGGCCCUGCCUGCAGCUGGCUGACCCUGGGAAUCCCCAGGCUAAGGUUAAUCUUAACAUUGACCUAAACCAGAACUCAGGGUGACAAGGGAAAAAAGUAAGGCAAGAAGCAGCCAAGGCUGCCACCUGGGAUGUGGGACAGGAGAAAAACAAGACAGAUGUGGCCAGGGAGAGGGGGAGCAUAUUUCAGGGCUGCACUGGGUGUUCAUGCAGCUCACAGGUGAGGGUGGAACAGCCCUCUCCCUACAUCCCACCCGCUCCCAGCCCCAGCCCCCCACCAGGCCUGAUGCUGCCCCCUGGCUGCCUUGCCACACCCUGAGCUCCACCUUGGGUCCUGGAGCUCUGGAGGACCUGACUUCAAGGGAUUUUACCUCCCCUUCCUCUUUGACUAAGGAGAAGCAAGAGGUGCAGCCUUUUCC
Pongo pygmaeus (Bornean orangutan) is the source of this 16006-nucleotide messenger RNA. It is a transcript of the gene DRICH1, whose product is annotated as aspartate rich 1. NCBI's taxonomy places the organism in Eukaryota, Metazoa, Chordata, Mammalia, Primates, Hominidae. The record is from RefSeq and is a predicted model, not a curated record. The coding region runs from base 662 to 1612 and encodes 316 amino acids. The transcript is spliced from 15 exons.